AUGCCUGACGGCGAACCGCCGAAAAAGCCAACGAGCCGCUUCAAGAUUUCUUCGGGGCUCUACACAACCACACUGAUUUACGUGUCUGUACAGGUAACUCGUUUUCGAAUUUACCGCCAAUCGAAAAUUUAUUUCAGAUAGCUGUUCUUUCCUUCUUUUCCUCAUAUUACAACUUUGGCUUCCGGAAUGCGACCGACGUAGCCUUAGGAUAUUUGGAAGAGGUUUUUUUCUGAUUUUUUUUCAUAUUCAUAGUUUAUUAAGUUUCAAUACACUCGAGAUACAUUGGAUUGGAUUCGUGAUUCCUGGGAAGAAACCAAAGAAAACUUGAAAAUUCAACCCCGGAAAGCAGAAGAUCUGAAGGUCCUUUUUUUUGGUUUCCGGAUAAGUUUUAUAUGAAAGGAAAAUGAAAAUGAUUUUUCAAAGGUACUAUAAGGUUGAAUGUUGGUUUAAAGUCCUCAGAGAGCAUUUUCAGGCUGUGGAUGCUGAAGUUCACACAACGGGAAGCAAGAAAAUACUGACACCAGAACAAUUAAAGUUCUUCGAUGGAACCAGAGACUCUAAGUUUGUUUAUCGAGUCAUUUUUACGGUUUAUUUUUUUCGAAGUCAACCGAAGACUAAUCUGAUAGUAGACGCUAUUUCAGUAAGAAGCUUCACAUAAUUCAUAUAUGAACUCAACAAUUUUUGGAUAUCAAAGUAAAGACAUCUUAACAAUUUUAAAAACUGAUCUCAAAUAGUUGAGGACACCAUCACUGGCUCUGAAAAAAAAGCAUAUCUCUGAAACUAGAAUUUUGUGCAGCUUGCGACUUCGAGAGAUUUUAAUGGAGGCCUCAGGGAACUUUUCGAAAAAAUUUCAAAAAACUUAAAUUACUGAAAUGGCCCUCUUGUGGUGGAAGUUUUCAGUUUAUUGAUUUCAAAGCCUUUUUCAAAAUUUCAAAAAAAAAAUUUUCUCUUUCAGACCUAUUUACCUGGCGAUCCUUGGACGGGUUUAUGAUGUGAACAAAGGCAAAAAACAUUAUGGAGUUGGUGGCGGAUACCACUUCUUUUCUGGUGAGUGUUUAUUUCGCCCUCAAGAAGAACCUUUUUGACGUUUUCGUUUCAUUAAUUUUUUUGAAUAUCUUAAAAAAAGCUCCUGAACAGGCCGAGACGCGACGCGGGCCUUCGUCACUGGCGACUUCAGCGAGGAAGGUCUGACAGACUCGACGGAAGGCCUUUCCCACGAAGAUUUGCUCGGUAUUUUUUUCUGCCUUUCAAUCAUUCAUACGAGUUUCAGGAAUUCGCGAUUGGCUGUCGUUUUAUGAGAAAGACUAUUCAAUCGUUGGAGUUGUUUCUGGACGUUAUUACGACUCUGAGGGAAAUCCUACCUCUGAACUCGAAGAAGUAACUUUUUGAUAACUUCUCCUUCUAUGUAUUAUUUUAUCGAAAAAAAAAUAGUUUCGAUAAGAUUGAAGCAUCAGUAAAUUUUAGGUAUUGGCCCGAAUUGAGACCGCCAAUGACUUCCGCAAAAUGAAGUCAGCUGAGGCUGAGGUUAUUUUUGACAUUUAUCAUCUCGAUAACCUUUUUUUUGGAGUUAGGAGUUGGUUUACUCUUUAUACCGCUUUCCAGUUCGAUUCUCCCUGCGAAAAGAAGAGUUCAGUGCACUAAAAUUUCUUAUUUUUACAGUUUUCGCAACUUCAAAAAAUUUAUAAUUCAGAAGCAAGAAACGUAAUACGUUAUACUAACUCCAAAGUUUAUUAAAGGCAACGGCUCGUUUAAAUUUUUUAUUCCGUCAUCAAAACAAAACUUCAAAGUUUCAUUCCAUUAGGGACUUCCUCGGUAAAUAUAUGCUUCUUCAACGAGUUAUAUCACGAUAUCCACAUGAAUUGCUUUUUGAAACUUGAUGUUUACUCUAUCAAGCUCUAAUUUUUUUUUUGCAAAGGUAGACUUGUUAUUAGAAGCUUUCCAGCACGUAAUUUUUCUGUUAGCACGAUUUACUUUAGUUUAUUUGAACCGGUCGUAUAGUUUCUUCUUGAGGUCUUCCCACCGUGCAAUAGCGAAUGGCAUCAGAAGACAGGCGGACGAGUGUGGUGUUCGACGAAAAGCGGCGGAAUCAACAGAGAUUGGGCCGGCGUCCCUAGGUUUCGCUCACAUGCCAUCCAUGAUUAUAGUUCUCCUUAUCAACUUCUCUGACUUCUUGCGGACAUUCGAAACCUCUAGAUAGACGAUUUCCUGAAAAAACUUUGUUGAGAUUUUUUUUUUUCUAUUGUAUUGAAAUUCGUAAUAAGUUGUUAUUACUUCUUUUCUCAAUUGCUCUCAAUUGUUCGUCGAAUUUUGGAAAACUCGCCAAAGCUAGAAGUUCAGUCCAGCAAUUGUUUAUGGAGUAUUAUUUUCAGACUUCUACUUGACCCAGCAACGAAGCAGAAACGAUGCGCGUGUGUGAAAAACUUUGGAGUGGGACUUUCGGGGGCAGAAAGCGUCAAGAAAUCGACCAAUCGGGGCGAUUUGGACCAUCCACAUUUGAAGGUUUCUUUUUUGAAUUUUUUUGAACCUCUUAGAAGGCGCGAGGCAACGUUAGACUACGACGUAGAUUCCGUCUACCUUGUUUUGAGAUUUUUAGUUAGAUUCUUUCUUCCAGACAUAUUCCAAUUGUUCGCCAACGGCUAAUAGCUGCAAAAUAACAGAUGAUGACUGA
Messenger RNA from Caenorhabditis auriculariae, 2668 nucleotides. The record is from the annotation of a GenBank genome assembly. NCBI's taxonomy places the organism in Eukaryota, Metazoa, Nematoda, Chromadorea, Rhabditida, Rhabditidae.